Equus quagga is the source of this 6347-nucleotide messenger RNA. It is a transcript of the gene POFUT3, whose product is annotated as fucosyltransferase 10. Lineage: Eukaryota; Metazoa; Chordata; Mammalia; Perissodactyla; Equidae. Gene Ontology annotation, molecular function: alpha-(1->3)-fucosyltransferase activity. The transcript has 5 exons. The record is from RefSeq and is a predicted model, not a curated record. The coding region runs from base 549 to 1940 and encodes 463 amino acids. Gene Ontology annotation, cellular component: Golgi membrane.
CUGGGUCUUUUCUGGCUUGAGUGACAGCUUGGUGGGGGCAGGAUCUUGGUGCUGAGAGACAAAGAGAGACUUUUCCGGUGACCGUGGAGGCCGGGACGCUGCCCGCCGGACUCAGAGCCGAAAGAAACCUCCUCUUUGUGCCCAGAAGGGAGUGUGUGUAAGAGAAAAAUGGAGUUGUGUGCUCCGAAACAAUCCAAGUCUUUUGGGAAACCUUGGGCAGCGAUUUCCAGUGACACUGCCUGAGAUGUCAACCUGUCUGGAUGCUGAAAAAGCACAGAAUUUUUUGAUGCCUUCUGGUUUGAAGAAUCUCCAGCUGCUCUGAUGAUAGCUUAAGAAGACUGCAUGCUGUGCCCUCUCGAUGCCAAGCCCAGCCCACUCAGAACCUCAGAGCUCAGUCCUUCAUGGAGACCAGGUCUCAGCAGGAAUGGCAGUGGAGGAAAUUGGCACCCAGAUGGUUCCUCCACAUGAAGUUGUCCGGGGCUAUGGGCCGACUCGAGAACACCUGGUAACCAGACCAGCCCUGUGUCAGUCACCCAGGGCAGGGCAGCAUGGCGCGGAUUCAGAGGAGGAAGCUUUUGGCCUCUUGCCUGUGCAUCACAGCUACUGUCUUUCUGCUUGUCACACUCCAGGUAGUGGUUGAGCUGGGAAAAUUUGAAAGGAAGAAGUUUAAAAAUUCCAAUUUGCGAGAUGCACAUGCAGAAAUGGAGAGAGAGCCUACACAUCUCUAUCCAUUCCUUGAGAAGGAAGCACUGACCCUGAAUAGGAAAAGAAAAUUGGAAACUGAGAGCUACCCCAUUAUGCUCUGGUGGUCCCCACUGACUGGGGAAACUGGAAGGCUCGGCCAGUGUGGAGCAGAUGCUUGUUUCUUCACCAUCAACCGGACCUUCCUACAUCAUCACAUGACCAAAGCGUUCCUCUUCUACGGUACUGACUUUAACAUAGACAGUUUACCUCUGCCUCGCAAAGCCCAUCAUGACUGGGCCCUUUUCCAUGAAGAGUCUCCAAAAAACAAUUACAAGCUCUUUCAUGAGCCAGUCAUCGCCUUGUUCAACUACACUGCCACGUUCAGCCGGCAUUCCCACUUGCCGCUAACUACCCAGUACUUGGAGGGCAUAGAAGUCCUGAAGUCACUCCAAUACCUUGUCCCUUUGAGGUCCAAAAACAGCCUUCGAAAAAGACUGGCUCCGCUGGUGUAUGUUCAGUCAGACUGUGACCCCCCAUCAGACAGAGACAGCUAUGUUCGAGAGCUGAUGACUUACAUCGAGGUCGAUUCCUAUGGUGAGUGUUUGCGGAACAAAGAUCUCCCUCAACAGCUGAAAAACCCAGCCUCUAUGGACGCUGAUGGCUUUCACAGGAUCAUUGCUCAGUAUAAGUUUAUCCUUGCUUUUGAGAAUGCGAUCUGUGAUGACUACAUCACUGAGAAGCUCUGGAGACCUCUGAAACUGGGGGUAGUCCCUGUGUAUUAUGGAUCCCCCAGCAUCGCAGACUGGCUUCCAAGUAAUAGAAGUGCUAUUCUCGUAUCAGAAUUUUCUCACCCCAGAGAACUGGCAACUUACAUCAGACAACUGGAUCAUGAUGACAGACUGUACGAGGCCUACAUAGAGUGGAAGCUGAAGGGUGAGAUCUCUAAUCAGCGACUUCUCACAGCUCUCAGGGAACGGAAAUGGGGCGUGCAAGACAUCAACCAGGACAACUACGUCGAUGCAUUCGAGUGUAUGGUGUGCAACAAGGUGUGGGAGAAUAUUAGGCUUCAGGAAAAGGACACCAUGCUGCAGAUGCUGGGCAGUGAGACAAGGAGGCUGCACAGGAGGGAAGAAGGCCAAAAAUUUAAAAAAUUGAAAGUUCUGAAUCUCAUCCACAUAGUCAGUCCUUCAACCUCUCUUCAAUGCUGUGGUUUCUGCCAGACCCCUCACACUCAUGCCCCACGGCUGCCAUUUUGAAACUUAUUUUCGUUUCACAUACACAAUCAAUUAACCUCUCUGAUUCCUGCUCUUUCUCUUUCUGGCAUACACACAUAUGCUUAUUAAUAUCUAGAAACUGUUUAAAUAAUAGUGAGGAUAAUCCUACAAGGCUUCUUUUCCUGAAAUUAUUGUUAAUGAAGUUCUUAGUAAUGUCUUUAAAUUUCUUGAUGCCCUUAACGUUUGUUUAUUUGCUGACUUUAUUUAUUUAUCCCAGGAAUGGUCCCACUUUGUGUAUCACUGAAUUCGUUAAAGGUAAUUUAUUGAAAGAAAAAGGAAGGUUAGUUUCAACUACCUUUGAAAUUUUUAAAAAAUGAGAUGGCCCACACAUACAUCAUUCCCUGGCCUGACUCCUAUAUACACAUAAUGUUUUACCUAAAUUCUCUGAAGGCAGAUAAUUUUUGUUAAAUAUUUAAAUGUUUAUUUUGGAUAGCAUAUUAAUUUCAGUUAAAACAUAAACCUAAACAGUAUAUGGAAUUAUUUUUAUGUAUUGCAUGUAUACUAUCUAAGACUUUCAUUUGCUAAAUAAUGUUUAGACAAAUUUAAAAUAUUUGAAAGAUUAUUUUCCUCAUUUUAAUUAUUAUGAAAAUUUAAAUUCUUUUGUCUGCUUUCGUAUAACAAAUUUUUACUCAUAAAAUCAUUUAUUUUAAGCUGAGUGUCUUGGUCAGCAACAGGAACACUAAAGAUUACAUCAUUCUCAGAGAAUGCAUCCUGAUUUCUAGUGACUUCCUUUAUGACCUAAUUUAAAGGGCCACAUUACAGCAAAAACCAAAAUACACAUGCUACUGCAAAGACACAUAAGAAAGUAGAGACCACAUUAAUUGCCUGUGCUUUACCAGUUAUUUAUUCUGAAAAUACAUCAAAGCUAAAAACAGAACUUCUGAGGGUAACGAUCUGCCUGGGUCAUCUUUCACAAUCCUUUCCAGGCUUGGAGAUUAUAUUUACAGAAAACUCAGAGAACUACACAAACCCUGCCUGCCCCUGCCCGUCACAGAAGCCCUACUGGAAGGACUCCUGGGGCCUGGGAAAGAGGGUAUAAUGACCUUGAUAAAUAGCUUUUUAAAAGAUACAGGAGAAUACAUACUUUCCGGCAUUUCCAACAGAAACAGCUAACUGUGGUAUUUCAGAGUGCCUGAAGGCGGUGUCAUUGAAUGUCCUUCUCUUUGGAGUCUGAAUAAAAUAGAGGGAGUAGCCUGUCCUGCGGUGUGCUCUGAUUCCUCCCAGAGAGGUGGGCCAGGAAGAUGGUUAGAAGGCUUUGCUUGGUUUCAGUGAACCUGUUACACUUCUCAAAUGCUAAUGUGCUCAUUAUUGAAAAGCAGAACAAAACAUACCAUGAAAGGAAAUUAAAGGGGUUUAGACCAGUUGUUUUCAUUUGCAUUCAUUUUACAAGAUUUGUUAUAGCUUAUAUAUAGUAUACCUUAAUGUAAGCUACUUAAAUAUAAGUUUCUUCACUUUUUCUCUUUCAGCCAAAGGAAAGCUGAAAGAAAUAAUAUGAUUUCCUCUAACUCUGGGUAUUUUUUAUCUCGCAGUUGGUAAUAGUUUAAGUCGUUGUAUUUAGGUAUAGAAAAUACUAUUAGAAAAUUAAAUUCAUUUCCCCUUUCUCUACUCUCCAUCUGCUCCUCUCCCUCUUACAAACACACAGACCUAGUGUAUUAUCUACUGCUGUGUACACACUAUUAUCACAAACUUGGUGGCUUGAAAGAACAUACCUUUGUCCCCUCCCCAUUUCUGUGGGCUAGGUCAUGGCUGAGCUGGGUCCCCUCAAGGCUGCAAUCAACGUGUCUCUCAGGGCUGGGUUCUCAUCUGGAGGCUCCACUGGGGGCAGGUCUGCUUCUCAACUCACACACUUGUUGGCAGACUCAGUUUCUUGAGGUUGUAGGACUGAGGGCUUCAGUUUCCUGCUGGCUGGAGGCUGAGGGCUGCCCUCAGCUUCUAGAGGCGGUUCACAGCUCGUUGUCCUGUGGGCUUCCCACCGUGGCUGCUUACUUCCUCAAAGCCAGCAAGGGAGAGUGAGAUUCCAGCAAGACCAGUGCUCCAGUCUUAGGUAUGUAAUCAUCUGACGUAAUCACAUACAUCCUCUCACCUUUGCUGUUUUCCACUGGUUAGAAGCAAGUGACAAGUAACACCCACACUCAAGGGGAGGAGUUACACAAGGGCAUGAAUACCAAGAGCCGGGAACCAUGGGGGCCGUUUUUACUGUGUCCACUACACCAAGUGAAUCUGAGUAGGCUUGUUCGUUGUGUCGUCUGCUUUGUUUAUGUCAGGGAAAGUCUUUCAGUAUUGAAGAGGCCACCUCAUGAGUUAAUUUUAGUCAAGGAGCAUUUAUUGAUAAAUAAUUGUGUCUGUAAAGAAGGUAGAGCAGGGGAGACAGCAGGGAAUCCUCAGAAAUAUAACUUCAUGGAACUCGGAUAAGUUUUUAAAAUAUUAGCUGUAUUGAGGUAUAAUUGACAUACAGUAAACUGCACAUAUUUAAAGUGUACAAUUUGAUUAGUUAGGACAUAUACCUGUGAAACCAUGGCCACAGUCAAGACGACAAGCAUUUCUAUCAUCCUCCAAAGGUUUCCUUAUGUCCCUUUGUAAUCUAUCCCUUCUCCAUGUGCUUCCUCAGGCAACCACCUGUCUGCUUUUUGUCACUUUUGACAAAGACUAAGGCAGUUUUCUAGAGUUUUCUAUAAAUGGAAUCAUGUAGUGUGUUCUCUUUUGUGUCUGGCUUCUUUCACUCUGCAUGAUAAUGUUGACAUUUAUCCACAAUGUUGUGUGUAUCAGGACUUCAUUUCUCUUUAUUGGUGAAGUUUGGACAUACCGAAAUUUCCUUAUCCACCCAUCUAUUGAUGGACAUCUGAGUUGCUUCCAGUUUAUGGCUAUUACAAAUGAAACUGACAUGAACAUUCAUGUACAAGUCUUUGUAUGGAUAUGAGCUUUCAUUUCUCUCUUGUAAAUACCAAGGAAUGGAAUAGCUAGGUCAUAUGGUAGAUAUAUGUUUAACAUUUUGAGAAACGACCAAACUGUUUCCCAGAGUUGUUCUGUCUUACAUUCCCACCAGCAUUGUAUGAAAGUCUAUUCAUGGCCAAUUUGAUGUGGUCAGUCUUUGAAUUUGUGCCAUUCUGGUGGGUGUCUAGUGGUAUCUCACUGUGUUUUAAUUUACAUUUCUCUAGUAACUAAUGAUUUUGAGUAUCUUUUAAUGGCUUAUUUCCCAUAGAUAUCGUCAUUAGUGAAUUGUCUAUUCGAAUCUUUCGCUCAUUUUUAAAAAAUUGGGUUGUUGUUAAUCUUGAGUGGUAAGAAUCCUUUGUAUAUUUUGAAUACAUGUCCUUUGUUAAUUACAAAGUGAACAAAUGUUUUCUUCUAGUCUGGGUUGUCUUUUCAUUUACUUAACAGUAUCUUUUGACAUGUAAAGUUUUUAAAUUUGAUGAAGUCAAAUCAAUUUUGAUUUUGACUCAAAUCAAUUUUUGAUUUGACUCAAAUCAAUUUUUCAUUUGAGUUAAUGAAGCCAAUACAUUUUUUUUCUCUCAUAGUUUCUCUUUUUUGUGUUCUGUUUAAAAAUCUUUGUAUUCUUCAGCAAAAAGAGGAGGAUUGGCAGCAGAUGUUAGCUCAGGGCUAAUCUUCCUCAAAGAAAAAAAACUUUGUCUAACCCGAAGUCACUAAGAGUUGCUUUUAUUUUAUUCUAGAAGUUUUGUAGUUUGAACUUUUACAUUUAGAUCUAUAAUCCACUUAGAGUUAAUUUUUGUAGUGUAGUGUGAUGUAAGAGUUGAGGUUUGUUUAUUUUCGUAUUCAAUUGUAUCAGCACCAUUUGUUGGAAAGAUUAUUCUUUCCUGACUGAAUUACCUUGGCUUCUUUUUCAAAAAUCAGUUGGCCAUAUAUGUAUGGGUCAGUUUCUGAACUGAUGAAUAUGCCUGUAUUUGAGUACUGUAGCUUUAUAAGAAGUCUUGAAAUGAGGUAGUCUCAAUCAUCCAACUUUGUUUUUUUUCAAAAUUAUUUUCACUAUUUUAGAUCUUUUGCUUUUCUGUAUAAAUUUUAGAUUCAGUUUGUCAAAUUAUAUGAAAAUUCUUGACGGGAUUUCUGUUGAGACUGUGUUUAAUCUAUCUAUCAGUUUGGAGAAUUGAUAACAAUAUUGAGACAUUUAAUACAUAAGAAUGAUGUAUCUGUCCAUUUAUUUAGGUCUUCUUUAACUUCUGUAGACAAUGUUUUGUAGUUUCUUAUGUACAAGUUUUAUAACUUUUUGGUUAAAUUUAUCCCUAAGUAGUUAAUGUUUUUUGAUACUAUAAUAAAUCGUAUUUUUUUAAACUCUAUUUUUUGAUUGUUUGUUGCUAGUAUAUAGAAAUAAAAUUGAUUUUGUUUAUUGACCUUGUAUACUGCAUUCUUGUUAAACUCACUGAUUAGUUCUGGUAUCUG